AUGUCGGAGGUUAACAUUGCGACUGCGGUUGGAAAACUAGGAGCGGACACUCAGAGGACCUCAAACGCAUCUUGUGGGAACAGCGGAACUCGUAUGUGUGCCGCAUUUAUUCCACUGUUGAGCGUGCUGAUUCGUGAUCCCAGUGAUAAGAUUGAAGAGGAUAUAUUCCAUGCGAUAUUGGAGCUGCUCUACAAGACCGUCUCCAAGGAGAAGCCUGUGUUCCUUCGAGCCACCACCAAGCCAACGACGAGGAACACAGCUUCGUCCCGUUUGCAAGCCGCGUCUGCUGCCCUGCGCCUAGUGGUCGAGGUGGCAACCCCAAAGCUCUCUCUCAAGACUGCUCUUUCGGUAUUGGACCACAUCAUCGACACUCUGCCCUCACCAGAUGGUUCGCUAUGUGAGCCCCUUCAGAACGACUACCUGAAGUGCUUCAGAAUCCUCCUCGGCUACGCUCCGCAUGGGGAACAUAUGCGCCGCAAACAAUGGCAGGCAUACGUAGAUUUUGCGCUCACGUGUCUGUCAGCUGGUCUAGAUGAUGGCGUGGCUGACGGCAGCCUCUCAAGCAGCCGCUCAAGCAGUGCGGCCUCGAGAAACAAUCAGCAAUUGGCUUUGCGUCUCAGCCACACAAGUGGCCGGAGCACCGGUAAGGAGAAUGCUUCAAAUUUCGAGGACAUCCUGACUGCCUUGAAGAAUUUGACAUCUUUCGUCAACGCACCAGUCAUGUCACGAGCGGCCCCUAUCGCCGAGAAGAUCCUGGACUUCUUGCAGGUCGACAGAAUCGGUCAAGAGGGGGCAUUUGAGACUGUGAACAACGUCAUUUUUGUCUCUCUUACUGAGGAUGUUGCUUUUACUCAGACUUUGUUGUCUCACCUUAUUCCCAUCAUUAAGCGAUUAUGGUCAAGUAGGUCCAUCCUUCUCCAGCAACAAAUGCUCAUCACCUUGUUCUCAUGUCGAUACCUGUUUCUCGCUCCUAGUGGGCCAUGGCCCGCAAUCGAUUCAGCGAUAUUGGAACCACUUUUGAUCACACUCAUGUCCGACUAUCGCACAAGGAAUGAAAGGGACGUCCUACAUUUCGACGAUCUGCAGCCAAUUCUCGCAUCAGAAAAUACCCCUUUACAGCUCAGACAGUUCAAACCUGUUCAGAACUCCCCGCGCGCAGUAACCAGCUGGUUUAUAUUGUCGGUAAUUGCAUGUCUCAUCGUUGGGUUGAAUCUCAAAGGAUCUGCCCAAACUACUACAGCCGAUCCAGAGGAAGUUCCGCGGAAGCGACAAAAGGUCCAAAGUCGCCUAGAUGAGAUCCUCGACCUGGCAGUGGUGGGCAACUGGCAAGAGAAAUUGGUUGCUUUGCAGAUUAUCUUGUUUCUUUUUGAUCAGCCUGGAUGCAUCGAUCAAGAAUGGACAAAGGGUCUCUACAGGCUCUUGCCGGAACUCGGCAGCGAGGACCCUACCGUGCAAACGUGGAUUUUCCUGGUGUUUUCGCGACUAGCGCUCGAUAAUGCUAGUCGCGUUCAUGAACCCUCCAAUUUCUGGCUACAGGUUUGGGAUGCAGCUAGCAGAGCAAUGACAGUGGUCCCCACGACGAGGGCUGCAUGCCAUGCACUCAAUGUGCUCCUCCAAGUAGGGGCUCUAGACUCGUCAAUGAGCGCAAACCUGCUGGAGAGUACCUUGUUCGGGGGUGGUAAUAACGGGCCCAGCAGUCUCACAGACACUUCUCUAGCCUUGAUGACCGGCGCCCUGCGCUCUAAAUUCUUCGACAACGAGAGGCGGUUUGAGUCUUUCGGUCUGAAGAUUAUCGGCUGGCUCACUGUUCGUUGGACUCUCCCGUCGAACCUUGACCGUCUCCACAAUGCGCAUAUCGUCUGCCACGCUAGACCGGAGCUCUUAUUCGGGUUGCUGAGUGCUACGUGUGGGCUCGCAGACGUAACAGUACCUGGUGAAGCUUGGACACUGGCGCAUUCAUUGUUCAAGUCGUCGAUGAUGGCAUCAGCCAAUCUCGACUUCUUCCAGUAUCUUCUCGCCAUCCCUUCCGCAACAAUCGAGGCAACUGAGCUUUCCAACCCUAUCUCUCGCCAAUUUGAUACGUCCACCCUGACUCGGCUGUUUCGAACCGUAAUGGACUUUCUAGCAAACAAGACGAGGGAUUUCCUCCACUCAUGGAAGGCGAUCUAUGCCGAACGCAUUUCAAAUAUCGGAAAUGAUAUCGUGGAAAUUCUAGGUGUUGUCACGACCGUCUCCUCUGCGCUAUGGGUUCGCUGUGGUGCCCAAGCUCCUGGAUACAGACAGCCUUUGAUUCUCCCUGAGAGCCGCCGCGUCCUGACGGAAUUCGUCGUUAGCCGGAGCGUCGACCGCUCUCGAGAAAUGGCCAAUCGUAUCUGCGCUUGUAUAGUCACGAUCCACAAACAGCUCUCUCGUAGCAGUGACCGCCACUACGGGGAAGAAUAUCAGGCUGUCAUCGAAUCUGCGUUGCAAGUUGUUCGUCACGCCAUGGCAUCGACAACCACCAACGACCCUUCGGACCUGGACUUCUUGGACGAUGAUGCUUGGGACUCGCAGGCAACGCAAAGGAGCCAGCCCGGAGCUGGUAUGGAUAUCUCGAGACUUGACCUUCCAGUCUGCAGCGAUUUGCGUGCUCGUUUGGCAAGGUACGCGGUGGAGCUGACGACAGCUCUGCAGAUGGUGAAGUCAAAGGGACUGCUCGACUCUUCUGCAACCGCUUUGGUCAUUGACCAGGUUUUGGCUCUUGAUCCAAUCUCCCUCAUUGCUGCACGAGGAGCGGUCCAAGACUUUCUUAACCUGAAAACUGCAACGGCUCGUGAAGAUGCACAUCGCUUGCUCAAGAAGCUUGGCGAGUUAUAUCUAGGGAAUGAAGUCUUUGGAAGAUGCGAGGCUGCUUUAUGUUUCUGUCUCAAUGUGCUUGAAAGUCUCAUGGAUCUGUGGACAGCCGAAGGCAUAGAUGAUGCUUUAGCGGAAACGGCACUGGAUAUUUAUUACUGGUUUGUUAACACCAUGGUUCGCAAAGGCGUUGCGUCCCAGAGGGUGCUGUCGGCAAUGGCGAACCUUCUGGAUGCUCUGCUCCGCAAGAGUGCAUCUUAUGGCGGUGAAGAUCUACCGUCGCCCCGAACAAGCCUGCUGAACGUUCUGGAGGUUAGUGACUCGGCAAAUCAACAUCGCCUUGCAGAGAAAUUGUCCCAUAUCUUCGAAAAGUACGUCCUGACUCAACACGAGGCAAUAUUCGAUGACGUUGUCGGGAAGUUGCCUUCCGAUCCCGACAACAUAGAAGGUAUUGCCGUACGCUUGUACAUUGUUUCCUACCUCGGGGCUCGAUGGCAUACCGUUCUGAGGCAAGCAACGUAUCACCUAUUUGAGACGGUGGCACAUGUGCCUUCUACGACAAAACUCGGAUACGGCUGUAUCGUCAGGACCUGCAAAGUGCUCGAACUCGACCGACCGAGGCAACUUUUCAAAUUGUUUUCACCCCAGAUCUUCUACACAUGGCUGUCGCAAGAAACCCUAGCUAGCAUACCCUUCCAACUAUUUGAAUACGCCUCUUUGCAGGAGAUGGCUGCUGACAAUAUUGGUGAGCUUACAGGGCAGAUUGCUCUUCGUGGAUUCCACUACUCCGAAGAGCUUGCUCAGCUAGUUGGCAAGGAUUGGAACUCUUUGCUCACGGAGCAGUUUGCCUAUGCCGAAGCCUACACGCUUGCGUCCGAAACUAGCGUGCCGAAGACUGACCGUCUUUACGAUGGCUCGGAGAAGUUGGUGCGGAAGCAACUAGGGUCACAACUAUACCUCCAGCGACUUCGCGAGCGCCUCCCGGAUAUUAUUGCCCUGCUUGUGAUAGCCCUUCAAGAUGACCGGGGUAUUGAAAAGGCUCUGCCGGCCCCCAGCCUCAAAGUUUGGCAAGAGAUAGUAAACAAUUCAGGUCAGAAUGUGCAGUUACCACUUGCUCAGCAACCAUGCUUCCGGGCACGCUGCCUUCCAGAGGAAUUAAAGUACCUGUGCUCGCGACUUCAUCUGGAAGUGACCGACAUAUGGACAUCAGGGCUCCUAGUCCAUGUUUACAGGCAACUUUUGGACAGAGCGAGACCAGCACUAGGACCUCUGCAUACCUGCAGUAUCAUUCGAAAAAUCCGCAUCGUCAUCAGCCUCGCAGGGCCGGUUGCUCAGGAAGGCUAUCCCUUGGAGAUGAUGCUCCAUAACCUGCGACCCUACCUUACUGUUUUCGAGUGUGCUGAGGAGACAAUGGGCAUCUACCGCUUUCUCCUUCGUCACGGAACUCCAUCUCUGUCCUGCCGACCUUCAUUUAUCGCUGGUCUCGGCGUAUCCAUCUUCGCCUCUCUCACGGGUUUCAUCACAUCCUCCCAAGAUAGUACCACGCAGGAGGACCAUUUUAUCUCAACUAUGACUAAUGCUCAAGAUUUUCGAGCUUUUCUAGGACAGUACUUGGAGUCUCUCGAGCUCACAAACGCGGGAAGCGAAGCACUACGAAUGUACAAGCUCAUCAUUCGGCACGCAAAAGCCAUAGCCCAUGAAGGAAGCAGCGCGCAAGGCACAAGCGAAGGGCAGCUGCUUUACGCCCUGUUAUCGGAUCAAAGCAGCAAGGAUCCACUUCUGUCGGACUUUCACUUCGAUCUCUCAAUCAAGAUUCUUUGCCAUCGGUUUUACGCAUCGCCGGACUAUCAAGAUGACAUACUUGCCAAUGACGACGAUGCUUCUCGAUUUUCACCUACACUAGAAAUCCUAUUGAGAAGGUUCGCUCUAGACAAAUCAUUCCGAAUUUGGGCUGCCCAGGUAAUUGGUCGGGGGUUUAUCAUGCGUGGACUAAAAUCGACGACGAACGACAAAACACAGCAAAUGCAAAAUAAGUCGUCGGAUGCCGGCCUGGAAGCGGUCUCAUCCCACACAAAUAUCAUGCGCUACCUAGUGGAUCUACUCUGGAAGUCCGAUUAUCCUGCAUUGAGUUUUGCCGAAAACACUCUACAGCUAAUCUCCAGCAACUUGAACGAAGCCGAUGAAUCUGCCUUCUUAGGAUCGGAAUUCGACAUACGCCUUUUCCAUGAAUUGAGAUUUGAGAAUUUUCCAUGCCCUGGUGCGCCGUUGUCUCUAGCUUCCGGCCUCGUGAGCAAACAAGAAGGAACAGAUUGCGGUUCUGACGCAAAAUCGCGCGACUGGGCCACGAAACUACUCAUCCAGAUCUCCGAGAUUGCAGCUAGUGAUCCUAUCUUGGGUUUCCUCGUGCCUCUGAUCAAUGCGGUUCCCGAAUCGGCGGGUAUCCUACUACCAUAUAGCGUUCAUCUCAUUUUACUCAGCGAAACCAACUCCAGCCAAGUUUUCCGCGAGAGAUUGUCCCAGACGUUCUCUGAUGCCCUUGCAUCAGGGGCGGAGUCACCCAGCGAGGCCAGAAAAUUAGUGCUGAACACCCUCUUGUAUCUCCGAAAAUGUCAUCUCCCCAGCGAGACCAACAUGGCGCAGCGAAACUCCUGGCUAGAAGUAGAUUUCAGCAGCGCUGCCAUUGCUGCUAGCAAUUGUCAGAUGUGGCAUGAAGCUCUGCUCUUUUUGGAGCUGCAUUACUCUCAAGCCCAACUCCAGACAGGUCGUUCUUCUCGGAGGUCAUUCGUGACACCUAACGACGUUUCAACGGGAGUCAUCUCCAGGAUCUAUGAAAACGUCGAUGAUCCUGAUUUCUUCUAUGGCAACGUCCAGAGUCACGAUAUAAAGUCAGUCAUCAACAAAAUGAGCCAUGAAGGAGCGAGUCAGAAAUCUUUAUCUUUCCAGAGCGCAAUGCUUGAUUCUCAGUUGAGGUUGGAGGAGUCUGAAACGACCCUAGGUGAUGUUGCCUUUACAACCGCACUAACCUUGAGCGCCGCAAAUAUGCAGGGUAUAUCAGAGGCAGUAAAGCAACACUAUGAAGGGUCUCAUAAGCCCAACUCAGCCGAGAAUGGCUUCAACAUGGAUCAGUGGGAUCUCUUGCGGACGAGUGACUCUCCAUCGGUGUCGACUGCCGUGUCGUCCUUGUUUCGUAAUAUGCACGGCAUCUCAAACAAGAUCAGUCUUACUCGGGAGCUUGACCUGCUGCUGCAGCAGCACGGAGAUGCUUUCAGGAUGGACAUGAUAAAGCAAAAUCAAUUGGGUGAUCUUUAUGCGAGACUGGCAGUACUGGCAGAGGCACGGCAAAUUUUGGGUGCGACCUCAGCCGAGAGCCUGGAGUCGGCCUGUGCGGCAAUAGUAGUCAGGAACCAAAGGGCCAAGCUUGCAGAGUUCAAUAAAUUAUCACCCAUCUUGGCCGGCAGGGAGGCAACUUUCGCCGCCAUCCGUCGGAACAAUCACUUGCGGGCCACAUUUUCUUUGAGCCUACCACAGGCACUGCUGUUUGAGGUUCAGGUGACUCGGCAGUCGUUGAACAUGGCGUCCAGUUACGAGGCGCCACAAUUCCGCCUGAAUCGCGCAAUGUAUCUCUCACAGCUUACUCAGUUGGCUGAAAGUGUAGGACUGAAGGUAGACGUCGCCAUCAAUUAUGACCUUGCCAAAACCCUAUGGGCACAAGAAGAAGUCUCGGCCUCUAUCGGAAUCUUACAGAACCUAAGAGAACGCAAAGAUGCCGCCCAACAGGCCAUCAACGUCGCGCGAGCCGACAUCCUGACGGACCUGGGACACAAGAUUGCCGAAGCUCGUCUCGAGAAACCGGACGAGAUAAUAGAACGGUAUCUGGCGCCAGCAAUCCGAGAGAUACAGAAGCCUUGUACAGGCUCUGCAGCUGGCCGAGUGUUUCAUAACUUUGCUGCGUUUUGCGACAUGCAACUGCAGGAUACGGACAACCUGGAUGACUUUACGCGAAUCAACAAAAUCAGAGAUCGGAAAAAGCGCGAAGUCCGCGAGCUAGACAGGAUGGUGAAAAAUGCCCAAAGUGAGCAACAGCGUGCUAAAUUGAAAAUACAUUUAGCUAGGGCUAAAACCUGGUACAAACUCGAUGAGGAAGAAUGGAGAAGGGUUUCGCAAAAUCGAGAGAAUCUCAUCCUUCGGUGCCUGGAAAAUUAUCUGUUGUCGAUGAGGGCGUCCGACGACUACCCUAAUGACACCCUUCGCUUCAUUGCUUUGUGGCUCAAUCAAGCCGAGAGUCCAACGGCAAACGCCGCUGUCCACAAGCACCUCAGUUCAGUUCCUACUCUCAAAUUUGCCCCACUUGUCAAUCAGCUGUCGUCUCGUUUGUUGGAUAUCAAGGAUGACUUCCAGGUUCUGCUCAAGGAUCUCAUGUUCCGUAUCUGCUCUGAUCACCCCUACCACAGUCUUUACCAGAUAUUUGCAACCAGCAAGUCCAAAGCUCCGCCUGGGGAUGAAGUGGCUGCUUCCAGAUUCGCGGCAGCAAACACACUAACCCAACUCGUGAAAGAACGAAGCCCAUCCUCGGCCAUAUGGACCACUGUUCACAAUACUUGCGUUGCUCUAAAUCGGGUGGCGGUAGAAGGACUCUCCGACAAAGACCUCAAGAGUGGCUCUAAACUCCCACUGCGGAAGUUGCAAAAUGGUCCAGCAUUAGAAGCUCAAAUAACGAAGCCCAACACGAAGAUCCCUCCACCCACCAUGAACAUUGCCUUGCGAGCAGAUCGAGAUUAUUCAAACGUACCUACUUCGACUAUGAUUGACCCAGAGAUUUCUGUCGCCACCGGCGUAUCGGCUCCCAAAAUUGCAACAAUCACUGCCUCUGAUGGGUCGCGACACAAAUUGCUCCUGAAGGGAGGAAACGACGAUCUUCGACAGGACGCUAUCAUGGAGCAAGUCUUUGAACAAGUCUCCAACCUCUUGAAAGACCACCGUGCCACACGACAACGCGACCUCGGCAUUCGAACAUACAAGGUCAUCCCACUGACCAAGAACUCGGGCGUCAUCGAAUUUGUCCAGAACACAAUCCCUCUCAAUGAGUACCUGCUCCCUGCUCACACGCGAUAUUACCCCAAGGACUACAAAGCCAGUCGUGCCAGAAAGGAUAUCGCUGAGGCGCAAACCAAGAAUCACGAGCAGCGCGUGCGAGCCUACCAGACGGUUACCGCCAAUUUCCACCCAGUCAUGCGAUUUUUCUUCAUGGAGAAAUUCCUCGACCCUGAUGACUGGUUUUAUAAGCGUCUGAACUACAGCCGGUCCACUGCUGCCGUGAGCAUCUUGGGCCAUGUCCUUGGACUGGGAGAUCGACAUGGACACAAUAUCCUUCUCGACGAGAAAACUGGAGAAGUGGUCCACAUCGACUUGGGCGUCGCCUUCGAAGCGGGCCGCGUUCUCCCUGUGCCCGAGGUGGUGCCUUUCCGACUCACUCGUGACCUAGUAGACGGGAUGGGUCUCACUGGUGUGGAAGGCGUCUUCCGACGGUGCUGCAAUUUCACCCUUGAGGCUCUCCGCCACGACCAAGAAGCAAUCAUGACCAUUCUGGACGUCCUGCGCUACGAUCCUUUGUACUCGUGGUCCAUCUCCCCUCUGCGUCUGCAGAAGAUGCAAGAGAACAACGAGCAAGCCGCGGCGGACGCGGCUAGUAUUGCUGGUGGACCAUCAACUCCGUCGACAACGGGUGGCGGCGGUGCUACCUUUGCUGGUGCAGUCGACGCCGCUGCUGGCGUGAUUGCCGCGCGCAGAGAAGAAACCGAGCCCUCGGAAGCGGAUCGUGCGUUGACUGUGGUGGCGAAGAAACUGGGCAAGGCUCUGAGUGUAGAAGCCACCGUGAACGAAUUGAUCAGACAGGCCACAGACGAGAGGAACUUGGCAGUGUUGUACUGCGGGUGGGCUGCAUAUGCUUGA
Molecule: messenger RNA, 8781 nt
Organism: Cladophialophora psammophila CBS 110553
Lineage: Eukaryota; Fungi; Ascomycota; Eurotiomycetes; Chaetothyriales; Herpotrichiellaceae
Exons: 6
Coding region: 1-8781 (2926 amino acids)
Biological process (GO): DNA repair
Molecular function (GO): protein binding; protein serine/threonine kinase activity
Source: RefSeq, a predicted model, not a curated record